Molecule: messenger RNA, 831 nt
Organism: Bursaphelenchus xylophilus (pine wood nematode)
Lineage: Eukaryota; Metazoa; Nematoda; Chromadorea; Rhabditida; Aphelenchoididae
Source: the annotation of a GenBank genome assembly
AUGACCGUCUCUGAGAUGUUUAUCCGCGAUAAGCAUGGCGAGUCCGAGAUGGGCAAGAUGAUCGUCGCUGAGUUGACGGUCCCCGCGCCGAUUGUCAUCUUGAUUGGUUGUCUUGCGUCCACAAUAGGCUCUGGAAUGCAAUCGUUGACUGGAGCGCCAAGAAUUCUGCAGGUAGGUGUGUGGGGUCAUCUUUCUUGCAGAACGUAAGAAGAAUGCAAAAUCAAUCCGUUGAGGGUAGCUGCAAGACUACCAAGAGAAGGCUUCGAAGUGCGACGCUCAGAUUUUUCGUUUUACUCUAAAAAGUCUGCAUGCACACACUUUAGGUAUAAGACACAUAGCAGUUCUUGAAAAUUUUAGCUUGUACUUUGCAUGGACAGCCGAGAUAUUCAACGUUCUUGUUUGUCGAGAGAGCACGCGAAACUCAGCGAGCGGUCAGAGAUAAAAACACUUUUAAUCCAUAUCAUGGCCAGUUUCAUGCGGAAAAAAAAUAAUUUUUUUAUGGAAACAUUACCCUUCAUGGUAGAUUCCGCAGAGCGGGAUAAGAGUGCCACAUGUGCCUCAGAAAAACUUAUCCUACAUUUGAGCCAAUCUUUAUUAAAAAAUGAGCAUCGCAUUUUGACGACUUCCCUGCUGAUUCUCAAGACCUUGCAACAAAAAAAAUGCCGACGUCAAUUGCCUUGUGGCUAGAAUAGGCUUAUUAUUCCUGACUCUAAAACUCAAUGUUUUCAGGCGAUCGCCUCCGACGAAGUGAUCCUCUUCCUUCGAAUGUUCAAGUCGACCGAUCGACGCGGCGAGCCCUCGGUCGUAAUAUUCUUAACCCUUCUUAUUUGA